UCAGAAAAUGCGUAAUAAAAUAGUUCCAAAAGUAAAAAUGGGCGUAAGAGCGCGCAAAACAGUCUCCCGAAACGGUAUCAAGUAAAACGCCGGCGUGACCGUUCUCAGAUUUCUCUCUGGUAUAACUAUUAGGUCCACUCCGUCAUUUGUUUCCUUUUGCGUCGAUCCCUUCUGCGCAUCCGACAUUGUGCUGAUUGUGAGUAAAACCAAUGACAGUAAAAUUAUAUGUGCAGUAGUGUGACUGUAGUGAGUACAUAUACAACACACGUCGCUGGAUCCUGCAUGGGUGUACGGUGGAAUACUACGUGAUCGGGACCGGAAAGAUCAAAGGGGCCAAGUGGACCUACUAGUUAUACCGUUAUACAAUGGUCGCACCUGACAAUAGUGAAUAGGCGCGUUUACUCCAGAAUAUAUGUAUAGAGCUCAUUGGUUCAGGACACCGCAUGUCAGAUUACUGAUUAGAUCCGUCAUUUUUAGUCGAGCUUUCAGUGGACGGCAAAUAGAACGGAAUAACAGCCAAACGCAAACUCGCAUUUGUGUGAAGGAUGUUAUGUGUAUUGACACACAGUAAUUAAAUGGCAAAGAAUGCUCCGUGAACGCUUCCCAGAUAACAAUUUUGCUUGUUUUGUGUAUGCAAACUCGUACGAGAUUUGCCUGAGUUUUGCUUGUAAGAUAUGUUUAGUCUGUGCUCAGUGCCGGUUUUAGCAACAUUUGCGCCCUGAGUAAGAUUAUCGUGGCGCCCAUUCAGAUUCAAGAGCUCGAAAUUCUUGAGAAAGAAAAAAACAAGGUGAUAAUAUUGAACGACGAACUCCAUUUUGUUUUUAUAUUUUAGGGAAUCUUUCUCACUCUCAAACUAGGUGAAACCAGGCAGCGGCGCCCCUACAGAUUUGGCGCCCUGGGCAAUCGCCCAAUCGCGCCCCACCUUACCGCCGUAUCACGUUGGUAACUUCCAGUGGUAAAUUCCUCGUGGUUAACCACAAGAUUGGAGAGAUAGGAUUUAAAGGAAAAUGGGAAAAGCCGGGGUGUCGCUCCAUCGUUGGACACAAUUUAAACAACCUCGCGUUCUUUACGUGAGAAUGGAAUGAAUGGGUCAGUCAAGGUCAGCGAUCCCCUCCUCUCCUCCAUUCGGCUGCCGACUGAAAUCACAUGGAAUGGAGUAAAGGGAACGAGUCUUUGCCGCGAGCAGUCUCACUCGCUCGUUUUUCUCGUCACAAGCCGGCACCUGUGAUUUGCAUCCAUCCCAUUACCCGCGGCAGCUAUGACACGAUCCAAAAAGAAAACUGCGAAUUACGAGGCCGUCGUGAAAAAUCUCGUAGCCGGUGGUGUUGCCGGCAUGUGCUCGAAAACGGCCGUGGCACCAUUGGACAGGAUCAAAAUUCUGUUGCAGGCACAGCACGAGCACUAUAAACACUUAGGAGUUUUCUCGGGGUUCAGGGAAAUCGUUCGACGCGAAAAUUUCUUUGCUUUGUACAAAGGCAAUCUCGUUCAAAUGAUCAGGGCCGUGCCGUACGCAGCGAUACAAUUUACAGCGUACGAACGGUAUAAAAAGCAUUUAGAGGGAUCGUUUGAGCAAAGUUCGCAUAUAAAUGGAUUUUUGGCCGGAGCUGCCGCGGGUGUCACAGCAGCCGCGAGCACGUACCCACUCGACACUAUCAGAGCAAGGCUGGCCUUCCAAGUUACCAGCAAUACACUUUACUCCGGAAUCAAACACGCCGCUGUGAGAAUGCUGAAGGAGGAAGGCGGCCUUCGAGCGUUGUACCGAGGUUUCUUGCCAAAUAUGUUGGGCAUGGUACCAUACGCCGGAUUUUCCUUCUAUACAUUCGAGAAGGUAAAAUACCUAAGCAUGAAAUACGCGCCGCAUUAUUUUUGUACCGAGCAUCAAACAAAUACCGGUGGUCUUAUAUUGAAUAUACCGGCGAAACUUCUAUGCGGAGGCGCCGCCGGUGCUGUAGCGCAUACCUUUUCCUAUCCAUUAGACGUUACGAAGAGACGAAUGCAGUUGGCUAUGAUGAAUCCAGCUACACAUAAGUACGCGUCGGGAAUGUUACCUACUCUUAGAAUGAUAUAUACCGAGAAUGGCAUUGUGAAAGGUUUAUACCGUGGAAUGAGUAUCAAUUUCUUACGAGCAGUUCCUUUUAUGGCAGUUGGUUUUGCGACGUAUGAGGUAAUGAAGCAGACCCUUCAGUUAGAUACUGGAAUAAAACUAUAACACCCUAUACAUACACGAAUAUAAGACUAUUUUUAUCUUGAUUAAAAUAAGAAAUUUUACGAUAUUAAAAUUAUGCAAUAUACCGAUGUCUGAUUUAUUAUGAAAAGAUAAAUCAUAAAAAGACAGAUCAUACAAUACGAAUAUUUUAGGUAUCUUGCUUUAGUGUUUUCAGCUGAACAAAAAGAGUAAGAUUUAAAAAAAAAGGUAUGAUUAGAAACUAUGUACAGUACUGUUACAUUGUAUAUUUAGAGUUAGUAGUUAAUAGAUGCAGAAUUGAUGCUUUCAAUCUCUUCUAAAUGAAAAACUUGCUCACCAUUUUUAUACAUAUACAUGUAUUGAUAUGUACAUGUAGCAAAUUAAACUCAAAUCGUUGAUGAACAUUACUACUACAAUUAGAUUGCAAAUAAAUAUGAAACAUAUAGCAAAUGCUUCGUAAAAAUACAUAUUUAAAUACGUAACACUUUUUACCCGAAUGUUCAAAGAAUAAAAUUAGGCAAAUUAUUAUUCCGAUAUGUAAUAUGCAUUAUUGUAUACACUGACAAAAUAGCUGUAUGUUUUAUGAGAAAAAAAAGAGAGAUAUUUUGUGUACAUAUUAUUCUAGAAUAUUUAUUUGUACAUAUAACUCAGAAAUAUGAUGAUAAAGUUUUAUCUUUAUACAUAUUACUUAUCUUUUUUACUGCGUAAUGUAAAUACAAGUAUUAAAAUGAUAAACUCAAAGAAAAUGAGUUUUUAAUAUAUACAAGAUAAUACUUCAAAUAAUUAAA
Molecule: messenger RNA, 2973 nt
Organism: Vollenhovia emeryi
Lineage: Eukaryota; Metazoa; Arthropoda; Insecta; Hymenoptera; Formicidae
Product: graves disease carrier protein homolog
Exons: 9
Coding region: 1259-2209 (316 amino acids)
Biological process (GO): transmembrane transport
Cellular component (GO): mitochondrial inner membrane
Source: RefSeq, a predicted model, not a curated record